Messenger RNA from Penaeus vannamei (Pacific white shrimp), 1576 nucleotides. The record is from RefSeq and is a predicted model, not a curated record. NCBI's taxonomy places the organism in Eukaryota, Metazoa, Arthropoda, Malacostraca, Decapoda, Penaeidae.
CCUGAGAUGUGUGAGAAUGACCCUGCUGCUUUCCGCCCUGGCGCUCGGAGCCAUCUUCGGGAGCAUAACGCCGCUGCACCUGGACAAGGAAUGCGUCGCCAAGCGGGAAUGGAGGGCGGACUGGGACUGGUCCGACACAUCCAUCAACGUCUGGGUCCCUAAGGACUCAACUGAACUGCUGAACAUCAGACUGGGGCUCAACGAGCUGCACCACGCUGACAUAACCUUCACACGUUCAUCCAUCGUCGCUUCUGUCAGCAAGGACCUCGCCACAGACGAAAGGGGUAGGAGUGAGGACUGCCCACUCGAGGCAGGCUGGCGGAGGGUGAGACUCAGCCUGAAGGCCGACUAUGAGCUGCACUUGGGCGACUGCAACGGCACCUCCCCCGUCUCUUUCCCCGGAGACCUUCUGCCGGAGCUCCCGACGUGGGUGGAGGUGACGGGCAGCAACAUCACCGUCAACUGCGAGAUGGAUCUGCUGGCGUGGAGAGUGUCUCGAACCGCCGUGGCGGUUCCCCUCGACCACUCGGAGUGGCACCGAAUAAGCGUCUACUCUGUCCACGAGAUCUUGCCGAGGUUCAUACUGGAGAACCACAAGGUCGAAUUGGGCCUUGGCAGUAGUGGUCUGUCGACCCUGGAUUUCCAGCGGGCACUUCCGGCAUUCGUCCUGCACAAUCUUUCUCUGGCGUGUACAUUAAAUUCAAAUUAUUCUUCGUGUGCUUUCACGCUGGGAGACUCGCCAGAGCCUGAGAGGAAAGUAACCUUGGACAAACCGCCUCGACACCUAUUGGUUCAGAGUCCUUAUAUGGAAAGUGGCUUCUACAUCUUUCUUCACCAAGACAAAAGCAGCAGAAACAUCGAUGUCAUUCGUAGUGGUGGUAGGUUUCCACUGCAUUUCAUACCCUUUAACUAAUAGUUAGCAAAGCAAAAAUAAAUCGUUUCUUCAGGUGUAAAAAUAGCUUAUAGGCAAUGAUUGUACAGUCUUCUUUAUUCUUUGUCUUUCGAAGAUAUGCUUUAAUACGUACCGAGCAUUCAGAUGGACCUUGUCCAUUUUCCUGAAGUUUAGGUUUGAUGUAUUACGUACUGACGCAAAACCUCUUCAUAGAGAACUUAAAUAAUUCGAACCAGUGGAGCGUCUCGGGCUUCUGAGGUUCACAAAUAUCAGCGCGAUUCACCACCAUGCACUGAACUCGAUAAACGCCGAACAGUCUCAGGAAAAGGAAAAUGGUAACUCACUCCGAAUUCUAGAGUACUCCGAUCCAAAGUCUUUUUAAAAGAAAAAAAAAAAUGGUGUAACUCAAAAAAUAAAAAAAUAUUAUAUAUUAGUUUUAAGACACCAUACAGUUACACAUCAGUAGUGUCAGCUGAUUAUAACGGAAAAGAAAUGGCCGGUCAGUUACUAUUAUUUUCUUUCAUGAGAUAGUGGAAUUAAUAGAGAAUAGAUACAAUUCUCAAUAUCUGUAUUUUAACACAUGGAUAUUCUGAAUGAAGAUAGUUACUCUAUCACUGAUUUUACAAUAACGGAUAUAACCGAUGUAUGGUAGAAUUGAGCCUGAUUAAAACAAAAGCGAGAGUA